Molecule: messenger RNA, 1677 nt
Organism: Synchiropus splendidus (mandarinfish)
Lineage: Eukaryota; Metazoa; Chordata; Actinopteri; Syngnathiformes; Callionymidae
Gene: rrp9
Product: ribosomal RNA processing 9, U3 small nucleolar RNA binding protein
Exons: 15
Coding region: 175-1632 (485 amino acids)
Cellular component (GO): small-subunit processome
Molecular function (GO): snoRNA binding; protein binding
Source: RefSeq, a predicted model, not a curated record
CAGUGAAUGCGUCACAGGCGGUACAAUUGUGUCUGCAACCAAUCAGAAUUCUACCCUGAUUUCCACGCUGACUAGCAAGUUCGGUUGCGCAGAACCCAUGUGGGUGCACUGUUGACGUGCUGCUGCUGCUGGUGUAAAUCUAACUUUUAUUCGCAGUAGGUGGAAUCUAUCACUAUGGCGUCAUCAUUUUUCGUUAAAAAGGCAGAUUACACCAAACCGGCGAAGAAAGUCAGGGCCACGCCGGCCGCAAAACGUGUAAAAGACUUGGAGACGAGCGAAAAGGGCGCCCAACGAGGGAAGAAAUCCAGCUCCAAAUACAAUGAAGAGAUUUCUAGUGACUCUGAAACGGAGGGACCAAUAGUGAGCAGGAGGAGGCAGAAGGCUGAGGAAGAUGAUUUUGAUGAAACACCACAGGAGAAGAAGCUCAGAUUAGCCAAACGUUACCUGGAACAGUUGAAGCAGGAAGAAGAAAACAAGGCAGAAGAGGAGACGUUUGAGAGUGACCUUAUUGCUGGAAGACUGCAAGAAGAAGUGCUGGAACAGAAGGGAAGACUUCAGCGACUUAUAGCUAAAGACAUUUUACCACCAGAUUCCUCUGAAAUCCGUCUUUUCAAAGGACACAAACUUCCCAUCAUCUGUCUGGUCAUCAGCCCCGAUGACAAGUGCAUCUUCUCUGCAGCGAAGGACUGCUCCAUCAUUAAGUGGGAUGUUGCGACUGGCAAGAAACUCCACACGAUACAUGGUGGGAGAAAAGGCACAGAUGACCGACACGUGGGACACACAGCCCACGUCCUGUGUAUGGCCAUUUCCUCGGAUGGCAAAUACUUGGCCACCGGUGACAUGAACAAGCUGAUCAUGAUUUGGGAGGCAGACACACUCAAGCAUCUGUACAAAUUCACCGGCCACAAAGGUCCAGUGUCGGGUCUGUCUUUCCGGAAGGGAACCCACGAUCUCUACAGCGCUUCUCACGAUCGCUCCAUCAAAGUUUGGAACGUGGACGAAAAUGCAUAUGUGGAAACGCUUUUCGGACAUCAGGACGUCAUCACAGGGCUGGACAGCCUCAGUCGAGAGCGCUGUGUGACCGCAGGCGGUCGUGACAGAACUGUGAGGGUUUGGAAGAUCGCUGAAGAGUCGCAACUGGUCUUUCAUGGCCAUGAGGGUUCCAUUGACUGCAUCCAACUGAUCAAUGAGGAGCACAUGGUCACCGGCGCUGAUGACGGCUCGGUGUGUCUUUGGAGUGUCAACAAGAAGAAGCCUCUUACCACGGUGAAGCAGGCUCACGGUUGCCAUGGCGACUGCGGGCUGGAGCAGCCUCACUGGGUGUCUUCAGUGGCUGCGCUUCACAACUCCGACGCUGUUGCCUCAGGUGCCUCUGGCUGUUCCCACAACUCACACGUGCAGUUAUGGAAGUGUGGACACAACUAUCGAGGGCUGGAGCCUCUGUUCUCCGUUCCAGUGCCGGGUUUCGUUAACUGCCUGAAGUUUGCCAGCUCGGGUCAGUUUUUGGUGGCGGGAGUUGGACAGGAACACAGGUUGGGCCGAUGGUGGAGACUAAAAGAGGCCAAGAACGGGAUUUACGUCAUUCCUCUGAAGAGGAAACCACCUCAAGAAGAAGCCUCAACCAAGGAAUAGGGCUCAGAUAUAUAUAUAUAUAUAUAUAUUUGUAUAAUAAAGGCU